Cucurbita pepo subsp. pepo (vegetable marrow) is the source of this 1131-nucleotide messenger RNA. NCBI's taxonomy places the organism in Eukaryota, Viridiplantae, Streptophyta, Magnoliopsida, Cucurbitales, Cucurbitaceae. The record is from RefSeq and is a predicted model, not a curated record.
GAUCCGAUGCACAUUAAAACUCUCUCUCUCUUGUUCAUCUCUCUUCAGUUGAAACCGUUUUCCAUAGCUUUCUCUUCUUCUCUCCUCUCUGACAAAAUCACUGCCCCAUUUUCUAAGCUACGAAGCUCACAACAAACGAAUCAACCUCCAUUUCUCUCUCUCUCUCUCUGCAACUUGAUCGUCGUCAUCAUGGCCUCACAAUUUCGAGAAAUCUCCCUCACACCAGAAUCAUUCCGCGUCAAAUUGGAGGAUGCGGACCAGAUCGAGUUCAUUUUCGCCGUAGAAAAUCGUCCUCUCGCAUUGGAAUCUCAACAACGCUGCGAUUCCUCCGCUCCAGAAGAGUCGUUGUUGAUCUCCGCUGUGGACGACGAGGACGGUUUCAGAACGCCGACCUCUUCGGAUUAUAAGAUUCCGUUGGUGGAACACUGUCCGCCGGCGCCUAGAAGACCGAAACCGAUCUCGUUGUCGAGAACGUCGCCGAGAGUUUCCGGCGUUCGUAGAGGUUUCAGAGUGUAUAUCUCAGACGAAAUCGUUGAUUCGAUCUUCUCGUCUAGUUUCGGCUCCGAUUUUCUGCAACACAAGAACAAGAAAGCUCGGAAGGACGAUCAUGGCGGUAAAAUGAAAUUAUGAUCACGUGAACGAGAAUAACAUCGUCGGGAGAGAGCUUCCUGCGUUCGCUGAGGUUUCAGAGAAUCUAUAAUUUCCGAUUAAAUCGUAGAGUCGAAUUUCUCGUCCAGUUUCGACUCCGAUUUGCUGCACCAGAAGACAGUAAAUUCGGAAAAGGAUGAUCAUGGCGGUGAAACGAAAUCAUGUUAGUUUCUCUUGAUUAUUAGUUUAUUAGUUAAUUAAUAAUUUUAUCCUGAGAUUUCUUCACGAUCCGAAGAUCCGAAACGACGACGAAAAGUAAACCAGGAACGAACAAAAGGUAUGAUAAAUGCGAAGUUCCAUGUUUUAUUUUAUUUGUUUGGAGGUUUGGAGGUUUGUGCCUAGUUAAGGACGCCUUUUUGUUCUUCAAAAGUAACAAUUUGGAUAUUCCAUAUAUAUAGGUUCUAUUGGUGAAUUAUGUGAUCCUAGAUUUCGAUCUCUUAAUACUUUAUUUAUACGUUUGAAAGCCCAAAACCUUUCUCACAA